GGAUCCAAAGUGGUCCUAGUAUUAAAAUUAGGGCAAAUUCUAGAGGGCAGGAGUUUCACAUGUCUUGUAUUACUUGUUUGAAUAUAAAUUUUUUGGUUUCACUUUCAAGCAAUGAACGAUAAAGUUAUUGAAGACAAGAAGAAAAAAAGUUUAAAAGCUAUCGGAGAAAAUGGGAAACUCGCGUCCAAGGUAGUUAUUGAUUCUUCUUUGUGAAUAAUAUGUAACUUCUAGGAGCAACACUUUCAGACUUUCAAACAUCAAAGCAACUGCCCCAUCCGACACUUCUUAACUUCUCAACCAAGAUUGGCUCCCUUGAAAAGCCUCUCCUUUCUAUGUUCGAUCAACGUCCUUUCCUCAUCAUUAAUCUCAUUCAUUUCUUACCUCAAAAUAAUGCCAACAACAUUAUUAUUUGAAAUGACGUUGUUUCAUCCGUUUCAACUUCAGAUGGUAGAUAUCGGUAGUGCAAUCGACAUAGGGAGGAGAGGAAAUACAAGGUGAUGGUUGGAUCAAUAGAGGGAGGAGGGGAGAUGACAUUGGAAAUUGGGGAAACAAGGGGAAAGGGUGGGUGGCUGGUGUGACAAACAUCGUUUGGAGGUAUAUGAUAAAAGUUUGUUGUGCAUACAAUCUUGUUUUCCCUCUAUUCUAUAAAAAAGAACUAGAGAAGUGAAUGUAGGAGAACAAAAGGAGGGUGCAAAAAGCAACUAAUUUCAUACAAAAACAUUCAAAGGGAGGAUACUUCUACUAAAAAUAUAAGACCAGCUUCUAACUCCACUACGUUGGAUUAAUUAUUUAAUUAAUCAAUUAUGGAUCGACAACAAUCAAUUAUUAGAAAUUCUUAAUAUAAAUUAUGAUCUAUUAUAUUAAACACUUAAUUAUUGAUGAAUUAUUUGAUUGAGCUAUUGUUUUUGAAUGGACCGUGAUGAGUUGGACCAUUCGGUUAAGCCCAAUAAGAAGUCUCUGCCAUCAUCCGUUCAGUUGUAUAAACGUUAUCCCAUCAGACGUUUUCACAAGAUUAAACCUAAACACUAAUGGCGAUGCAGAUAGUUAUUCCUCUCAUGAUUUUGCUCUCUCACAAUAUUCGCUAUACUAAAAGGUACACUCUUCAUGAUUCAAUCUAUUGUUUAAUAUGUUAUAUUUUGUGUCUAACCAUUCAUAGCUCAUAUUGAAAUUUCCUUCACACUACUCUUCACACAUAGCUUCUGAAAGAAAAAUCUAUCCAUAGCAAAUCCUUCAAAAUUGACAAAAUCAUGUUAUCUAGUUUAAAUGAUUAAUGAGCUAUAUAAAUUGUUUGGAAAUUCUUUUGAAUGAAUUUAUUUUUUAUUUAUUUUUCGAUCGAACUUCCAAUUAUGAGAGUUUUUUUUUCCUGAAAACACAAUAGGAUUAUGGAAGAAGAAAAAAAACCUUCACAAAUAUUGACUAGUCCAACUUGAAUUGAAACAUUGCCACCAUUUUUUCAACAGGAUAAACUUACAUAAAAUAAUAAAAAUAAAAUAGAAACACCGCACACGAAUCUGAAAGGUGUGUGAUUGAACACCAAAACACUGAGCAACAAAUAAAUAAUCACCAUGUUUUCAAAUUUUAGUUCCUUAAUUUAAUUCAUUCAUUCAGUUCAAUUUAAUUUAAAUAACUAAUAAAUAAAUACUAAAAUGACUUGUAUUAGUAAUAUUUUGUCAUUAAUACCGUUACUACCCUCCAAAUUUCCCAAUUUCUGCACCUCUAACAUACGCCCCACACCGAUCGUCGCUCGUUCACCGCAAUACCGCCGGAAAACUCAUCGGAACCCGCCGGGAACUGAAAUGUCCGGCAUCGUUCCGAGAUCGGCAUCUGCUUUCCGACUUAGCACCGAUGAUGAUAGCGACUCAUUAUUGGGUUCUCGAACCGGUGCAGGAAAAGACGAUACGUUAAUAACAGAGACAGAUCUAGAGGCUUCCUCCACUAGUAAAACUGCUCUUCGGAAGAAGAAAUAUGGUACAUUGUAUGGGAUUGAUCUAUCCCCAGAUACUGUUGCUGUUGCGAUGGUAUACUUUGUUCAAGGUGUUUUAGGACUUGCAAGGUUGGCUGUUAGCUUUUAUUUAAAGGAUGAUUUGCAUCUGGAUCCUGCUGAGGCAGCUGUGAUUUCUGGUAUUUCUGCGUUUCCAUGGCUCGUCAAACCACUGUAUGGUUUUAUUAGCGAUUCUAUCCCCCUUUUUGGUUAUCGGAGAAGGUCAUACCUAGUUUUAUCAGGGCUGCUUGGUGCACUCUCAUGGAGUCUGAUGGCUACUUUUGUGGACAGCAAAUAUAGUGCUGCUAUUUGCAUACUCCUUGGAUCUCUCUCUGUUGCUUUCUCGGAUGUUGUUGUAGAUUCAAUGGUCGUGGAAAGGGCGCGCGGUGAGUCACAAAGCACUUCGGGAUCUCUUCAGUCUUUAUGUUGGGGUUCGUCAGCUUUUGGUGGAAUUGUGAGCUCCUAUUUCAGUGGGUCUUUGCUGGAUGCAUAUGGAGUAAGGUUUGUUUUUGGUGUCACAGCAUUGCUUCCACUACUGACAUCUGCUGUUGCUGUUCUUGUAAAAGAACAACCUAUGCUUGGUACAGCAAGAGGGCAAACAUUUUCAUUUGCCGGGCCCGAGUUUUUGGAAAGUUCAAAAGAGAGCAUUAUUCAGCUAUGGGAUUCUGUACGACAGCCCAGUAUUUUUCUUCCCACCCUGUUUAUUUUCUUGUGGCAAGCAACCCCACAGUCUGACUCUGCUAUGUUCUACUUUAACACAAAUUCUCUUGGUUUUACCCCCGAGUUUUUAGGACGUGUCAAGCUUGUUACCUCAAUUGCAUCCCUGCUCGGUGUUGGACUUUAUAAUGGAUUUCUGAAGAAUGUUCCUUUGCGGAAAAUAUUUCUUGGGACUACCAUUUUAGGUUCCGCUCUUGGGAUGACUCAGGUUCUCCUGGUCACCGGACUAAACCGGAAGUUUGGAAUAAGUGAUGAGUGGUUUGCUAUUGGCGAUUCGCUAAUUCUCACUGUUUUGAGUCAGGCUUCUUUUAUGCCAGUUCUUGUGCUAGCAGCAAGAUUAUGUCCAGAGGGGAUGGAGGCAACUCUUUUUGCAACUCUCAUGUCGGUAUCUAACGGAGGGAGUGUUCUUGGGGGAUUGAUAGGUGCAGGCCUGACUCAAGUAUUUGGUGUCACCAAAGACAGAUUUGAUAACUUGGCAGCUUUGAUAAUCCUCUGUAAUCUUAGCUCAUUAUUGCCUCUGCCACUUCUUGGUCUUCUCCCCGGGGACAAUCCUGAUGCAAAUCUAAAGGAUGAUUCUGAAACUGAGAUGAAGUCUAAUUGAUCCUAGUUGUUUUCCACUGGCCUUCCUUGAGGUUGCCUGUCUUAGCCAAGCUCUACCAAGUUUUGCUCUUAAUGCUUGCAAAUUCAAUAGACAUUACUUACUUGCACACGCAGAUAAAGAGAAUCUUGUCUUGUAUAUAGUACGAUGCUAAAGUUGCCGGCAGGGCCCUGUUUUAAACCAUAUUGAUUAUAGGUUCUCAUAACACAAGGUCAAAAUUCACUUCAAAAGUUCCAUUUUAAGAACAUUGAGACAAUGUUGUACAAUAUCCGGAUUGACACAUGACAAUGCGAGUCACCAACUACAAGGUAUCUGUCCCUCGAGAACAUUCACAGCAUUACUUUGUAAGUUUGUAGAGUACUUUCUCGCUUUUAUUUAAUCUUGUGGCCUUAUAUACUUCUUUGUAAGGACUAAAGCUUUGUAUUUAAAUUUUGUCAAUAAAAAAAAGCUCUGUAUUUAAAUAGCCAA
Messenger RNA from Trifolium pratense (red clover), 3764 nucleotides. Its product is annotated as folate-biopterin transporter 1, chloroplastic. Gene Ontology annotation, cellular component: membrane. The record is from RefSeq and is a predicted model, not a curated record. NCBI's taxonomy places the organism in Eukaryota, Viridiplantae, Streptophyta, Magnoliopsida, Fabales, Fabaceae. The transcript is spliced from 9 exons. The coding region runs from base 1647 to 3299 and encodes 550 amino acids.